CGCUUAGCCUAGCUGGCUCCCUCGGGUUGGUUGAGAGUAGCCAUGGCUCGACUUGCUGCGCUACUGCUCUUAUCGGUUUUCAUAGAAUCGGUGUUUUCAAUUUCUUUCUUUUUACCCGUCAACUCAAGGAAGUGUCUACGGGAGGAGAUCCAUAAAGACGUUCUCGUCACGGGGGAAUACGAAAUAAGUGAACAAUCAAACACGAAAACUAAUCUGAAGAUCACAGAUUCCUCUAGCCACACUCUUUACUCAAAGGAAGAUGCAACAAAGGGGAAGUUUGCAUUCACUACAGAGGACUAUGACAUGUUUGAGGUGUGCUUUGAGAGCAAAUCUCCUAUGGGAACUGGGAGGGUCCCUGACCAGCUGGUCAAUCUGGACAUGAAGCAUGGUGUAGAGGCCAAAAACUAUGAAGAGAUCGCCAAGGUGGAAAAGCUGAAGCCUUUGGAAGUGGAGCUGAGGCGACUGGAGGACCUAUCGGAGUCCAUCGUCAAUGACUUUGCUUACAUGAAGAAGAGAGAGGAGGAGAUGCGGGAUACUAAUGAGUCAACCAACACACGUGUGCUGUACUUCAGCAUCUUCUCCAUGUGUUGUCUCAUUGGCCUGGCCACCUGGCAGGUCUUCUAUUUAAGGCGCUUCUUCAAGGCAAAGAAGCUGAUCGAGUAGAGCAGCCCCAGCUCCUUACCUCAGGUGGACGCUGCCCAUCAGUCAGCAAACACAUCCCAACAUCCACCCUCCUUGGACAAGCUUCAGCAGACAACAGCAAGCGGGGUUGAGGGGCUCAGACUCUUGUUUUCAGGGCUGUGAGCAAAAGAAUACCAAGUUGUCUUCUGAAAAAAAAUGUUACACCUGCUUAUUUAGGAGUUUGAAACAUGAGAAGCACUGCAGGGAGAAAUGCACUAUGAGACACAGGAGACAUAUUUGAAUGCAGAAGUGGGGUGUGUCCUUUUCCAUAGUAUCAGGUUUCUUUCUGCACUGAUUUGAAUGUUGCAGCUUACUGAAUAAGAGCUUGUUGCUUCAAUCAGUUGAACGGUGAUGUGUGAUUUUCAGCUCUGUUUGAAUGGAUGUGCCAUGAGAGAAUGUCAUUUGCCCCUCUAUUGUACAAAAUCUUUGCAAUUCCAAGCAAACUACAUCCUUGGUGCCCUUUUAACAAGUGAAGGCUUAUUUGAAUAGCAAGGUGGGUUGUUGAAACCUUGAAGAGAGACUUGGCAACCACUGUUUUUGUGUUACGUCACUUAAUUUGCAUACAUAUUUGUAGCUAACUUUGACCAUGUCUUUAGUUUUAUCCUAUUGUAAAUGCUACUUAGUUGCUUCUACAGAUAUCGGGGGAAGUUGUAAGUUAUCAGGGAAAGAAAUAUCCGUUUAGUUACAAAUAAGGUCAUUUUCAUCAAUUCAUCCAUUUUUUUUAUUUUUUAUUUUUGUCAAGACUAAGAUGAUGUAAAUGUACUGUAGACAGUGUAAAUGUAUCAAAUACAUUUACAGCAUCAGUUGAAAUAGCCAGAAACCAAAAAAAAACCUUGUUCAAACUCUUUUCCACUUCAGGGUUUCCAAGGAAUUUACAGCUUCAUGUAUGGCUAUCAGUUAUUUCCAUGUCAGCCAUUUUCUAUGAUUUAGGUUGGUAAAUUAAUAAAACUCUGCCAGUUUGCUGCUAGAUAGCAGUGGGUAAAAAAUUCAAGGCAAAGAAUACGAACCUUCCCUUGCAACUGUUGUGUUGAAUCAUGCUUUAUUUGCGCACACUGACAGGCAAAAUUGGUUAUAAUUAUCGCUUCCAAAUUACAAUAUUUAUAGAUCCAUCCAUUGUGUGGUUUACUUUGAAAUUGAAUAAGACCGGGGGUUCAGGAAGAUAUGGGUGGUUGCAGAUAUUUCAGCUUGUUUUGUCGGGGUUUAAUUAAUGCAUCUGUCUAGGGUACAUUUUUAACUGAAACAUGCGCAUUGCGCGCAAACUGAUUUUUAUGUUGAUUGACAAUUUUGUAAAGGUAUGCGUUGGGCUUUUAUUCAAUAAAACGUCGGAUGGAUUUACAUAAGUGAUGAUGCAUGAUGUUUUUUUCUCCACUUUUUUUUUCAAUUAAAUUUGAUCAGAUUUGAAACUCCA
Lampris incognitus (smalleye Pacific opah) is the source of this 2089-nucleotide messenger RNA. It is a transcript of the gene tmed10, whose product is annotated as transmembrane p24 trafficking protein 10. The coding region runs from base 43 to 663 and encodes 206 amino acids. NCBI's taxonomy places the organism in Eukaryota, Metazoa, Chordata, Actinopteri, Lampriformes, Lampridae. The transcript has 5 exons. Gene Ontology annotation, cellular component: COPII-coated ER to Golgi transport vesicle; endoplasmic reticulum-Golgi intermediate compartment; endoplasmic reticulum. Gene Ontology annotation, biological process: endoplasmic reticulum to Golgi vesicle-mediated transport; Golgi organization; intracellular protein transport. The record is from RefSeq and is a predicted model, not a curated record.